AUUCAUAAUGCUAAUGUAUAUAUACAUUCCUUUAAUAGGAUAGAUUUUUGAUGAAUAAACUUCACUUGCUAUAAAGAUAUUCAACUCCUUAGGUAUUUAUUCUGGGCAAUUUAAGGUCCAUUUCCAUUUCUAGUUGUUAAAGAUCAAACUCUUACUUAUGUUGGUCCAGUUUAAAUCGAAGAAGGGUAUAUAUAUCAUAGUAAUAAGAAUGAUUUACUAAGGGGAAUGGUUGGAUGGCAGGAGACAUGGAUUCGGGAAACAACUCUAUUCUUUUGGAUCAAUUUAUGAGGGGGAAUGGAAUAAUGAUUAAUAACAUGGAUUUGGAAGAUUAGUUUUACCAAAUGGAGAUUAGUAUAAUUUCAAUACCAACUUAAGUUAUGAAGGCUCAUGGAUAAGUGAUAAGGCUUGGGGAAUAGGAAAGUAUGUAACUCUUGAUGGAACGACCUAUAAUGGCGAUUGGGUUGAGGAUAAAUAACAUGGAGUAAUGAAUUACAUGAUAUUGAGAAAGGAAUUGAAUAUUGGAAUAAUGGAUAAAGGUAUGAAGGCACCUACUAAUAUGGAUAAAAGACAGGUUAUGGUAUCUUUGAAUGGUCUGAUGGUUCCAAAUAUGAAGGAGAAUUACUGGAUGGUAUGCCACAUGGAAACGGAGAAUAUUGUUGGAAGGAUGGUAAAAAAGUAAGUUCAAUGUUAAUUUAUAGUAUAAAGGAGAAUGGAUGUUAAAUCAAAUGAAUGGUGAGGGAGUUUAUACUUGGCCUGAUGGAAAGACUUAUAAAGGAAAUGUAAGUAAAUUAUUUGAUUUUAAGUUUGAAAAGGAUCAAAGACAUGGAUACGGAGAAUUAGAUUGGUCAGAUGGAAGGAUUUAUAAAGGAUGUUGGAAAAAUGGGAGGUAACAUGGAGAAGGAAUGUUUACAUAUAAUAACAAAGUUCGAAAAGGAGUUUGGGAGAAUGGAUAGCCUAUAAAAUGGGGACAGAGUGAAAUAUUAUCAUUACAAUGA
Molecule: messenger RNA, 995 nt
Organism: Paramecium octaurelia
Lineage: Eukaryota; Ciliophora; Oligohymenophorea; Peniculida; Parameciidae
Source: the annotation of a GenBank genome assembly